UUCUAUGGCGAUACGAAUCGACAACAACCGGAUCCGUGGACAACAACUGUCAUUCUGUCACUUCUGUCAGUGGUGAUUCGUGAUUUGUAAUUUUUUUCUCUUGGCUUUUCAUACGCAAAGUUGUGCUUCAUUUAUUGGGCAAAGGAAAAAAGAAUGUAAAAUCGGAAUUUUCAACAAAAAGAAUUGAAAAUGACUACGAAACUAGUUUUUCGUAGCGGCUUAACCAAAACCGAUCCGCAUCAGAACCCCGUUGUGAUCAUUGGCCAAGUAAAGCACUUAAGCCAGUUGAAGUUUGAAGAUAUUAAAAACAAGCUAGAACCUAGAGUGACUGAAGAUGUUUUCAAGGUUGCGGUUUCCAGCCUUCACCCGUCACCUACCGACAGCUGUUCGCUGUAUCUGAAUUUGGCAACGAUGGCUGCGUUACCUGUGAAAUGCAGCCGGCAUAAUACUCCUUCUCGGGCACAUGCAGUUACUCGAUUAGUACAAAGCUGCACUAUUGGUGUCGACGAGAGCAUUGUCAUGAUUUGCGAACGAAGCGACGUGUACGCCAGCGCCUGUGCCAUUGCUAGAGCAUUUCCUUUAUACAGCAAAAAGACGGGCUCCAGCAGCAGCGACAACUCCACAGUAUCCGUCGAAUUCAUAAUCGUGUCUUCAAAUUCAGAUAACGGAGACGUAAGCACCGAAUUAACACCCGAGGAAGUGAAGGUCCUGGACGAUGCUGCCUCCGGAGUGCGAUUAGCCGCUCGCAUUGUCGACACGCCGUGUAACCAGAUGAACGUCGACCACUUCUUACAAGAGGUGCAAGAAGUAGGACGCGCACUUAAAAUCCAGCCGGUAAUAAUCAGAGGCGAAGAAUUGGCGGAACAAGGUUUCGGUGGCAUUUAUGGGGUCGGAAAAGCGGCCGUGGUGCCACCAGCUCUUGCCGUUCUCAGCCAUACCCCUCAAGGCGCCCACUCGACCAUAGCGUGGGUCGGAAAAGGCAUCGUUUACGACACGGGCGGUCUCAGCAUCAAGGGAAAGACGGCAAUGCCAGGAAUGAAGAGGGACUGUGGAGGCGCCGCGGGGAUCUUAGGGGCGUUUUAUGCAGCCGUUAAAGCAAACUUUACCCAGAAUUUGCAUGCAGUGUUUUGUUUGGCAGAGAAUGCGGUCGGUCCGAAUGCUACAAAACCCGACGAUAUACAUACUCUUUACUCAGGACGUACGGUCGAAAUAAAUAAUACUGAUGCAGAAGGACGUCUCGUCCUGUCUGAUGGCGUCUCCUACGCACAAAAAGAACUCAAAGCCAACGUAAUUCUAGACAUGGCGACUUUGACAGGAGCUCAGGGUGUCGCCACCGGAAAGUACCAUGCGGCACUAUUGACCAACAACGAGGACUGGGAAAAUAUAGUCAUGGAAGCUGGGUUAACUUCCGGAGAUUUGGUGUUUCCGAUACCGUAUUGCCCGGAACUGCACUUUUCUGAAUUUUCGUCCGCUGUAGCUGAUAUGAAGAACUCCGUCGCAGAUCGUAGCAACGCUCAAUCCAGCUGUGCCGGGUUGUUUAUCGGAGCACAUUUAGGGUUUGAUUAUCCUGGGAUUUGGGUACACGUUGACAUGGCAACACCAGUACAUAGCGGUGAAAGGGCAACUGGUUAUGGCGUAGCUCUCUUGACAACUCUAUUUGGCAAGUAUUGCAAACAGCCUCUGCUUAAAUCGAUUGCUCCCGACCUAGAUGUGAAAAACGAAAACGCUGCGAAGAAACAAAGAAAGGUUUAGUUUAAAAUGAUUUAUUAAUGUCUAUAAUAUAGUCAAUAAAACAUUUAUGGGUGAAUUUGUGUCAUAUAGUUUACAUUUAAGAUUUUCAUAAGGUGUGUAAUGAUUCAAAACUUAAGUUUCAAACCAUUUUGUAAAACACUAUAUAAAUAAAUUUUUAAAACUUA
Messenger RNA from Zophobas morio, 1916 nucleotides. Its product is annotated as probable aminopeptidase NPEPL1. The coding region runs from base 190 to 1752 and encodes 520 amino acids. The transcript is spliced from 9 exons. NCBI's taxonomy places the organism in Eukaryota, Metazoa, Arthropoda, Insecta, Coleoptera, Tenebrionidae. Gene Ontology annotation, biological process: proteolysis. Gene Ontology annotation, molecular function: metalloaminopeptidase activity; manganese ion binding. The record is from RefSeq and is a predicted model, not a curated record. Gene Ontology annotation, cellular component: cytoplasm.